Strigops habroptila (Kakapo) is the source of this 1485-nucleotide messenger RNA. RefSeq names its product replication factor C subunit 4 (gene RFC4). The coding region runs from base 257 to 1354 and encodes 365 amino acids. Gene Ontology annotation, cellular component: nucleus; DNA replication factor C complex. The transcript is spliced from 10 exons. Gene Ontology annotation, molecular function: ATP binding; DNA binding; ATP hydrolysis activity. Gene Ontology annotation, biological process: DNA-templated DNA replication; DNA repair. NCBI's taxonomy places the organism in Eukaryota, Metazoa, Chordata, Aves, Psittaciformes, Psittacidae. The record is from RefSeq and is a predicted model, not a curated record.
GGCGUUACGUAAGCGCCCGCCUCCGCGGCGGGGCCGAGCUCCGUGGUUGGUCCUGGGCAGGCGGAAGCGGCGCCGCCCCCGGACGGUGGCGGGUUGGCGGGAAGGGCCGGCGAGGCCUACGGGUGGGACUUGUCGUGCUUGGGUUGCGGCGGAUUCCUGUGCGCGGCCGUGUUCGGCCUAACGGCUGGGCUGAGUUGGGGAGGCGGUGAGGUGAAGGAGGCAGCUGGGCCGGGGCCGGCUCAGACCAGCCGGAGCCAUGCAGGCCUUCCUCAAGGGCCCAUCUGCCAUCAGCACCAAGCCCCUCGCUGCCAAGGAGAGGGGUGCGGCCGGCGCAGCGGGCAGCAGCGGGGAGGGCAAGAGGCCCAAACCCAUCCCCUGGGUGGAGAAAUAUCGCCCCAAAAAUGUGGAUGAAGUUGCCUUCCAGGAUGAAGUUGUUGCUGUGCUGAAAAAGUCCUUGGAAGGUGCUGAUCUUCCCAAUCUGUUGUUCUAUGGCCCACCUGGAACUGGAAAGACUUCCACUAUUUUAGCAGCUGCUAGAGAACUCUAUGGGCCUGAAUUAUUCCGGCAAAGAGUCCUUGAGUUAAAUGCCUCUGAUGAGCGUGGAAUCCAAGUAAUUCGGGAAAAAGUGAAGGCUUUUGCUCAGCUUACUGCAUCUGGAAGCCGUUCAGAUGGUAAAGUUUGUCCUCCUUUUAAAAUUGUAAUCCUGGAUGAAGCAGACUCAAUGACUUCAGCAGCUCAGGCAGCCUUAAGACGCACAAUGGAGAAGGAAUCUAAAACAACACGUUUCUGCCUUAUUUGUAACUACAUCAGCAGAAUAAUUGAACCUUUAACAUCUCGAUGCUCCAAAUUCCGCUUCAAGCCUUUAUCAGACAAAAUCCAACAGCAGAGGCUGUUGGAUGUUUCUGAGAAGGAACAAGUGAAAAUCAGUAAUGAGGCAGUGUCGUACCUUGUUAAAGUGUCGGAAGGGGACUUAAGAAAAGCAAUUACUUUUCUUCAAAGUGCCACUCGCCUAAUGGGUGGGAAAGAGAUCACAGAGAAGAUAGUCACUGAAAUUGCUGGGGUCAUCCCUAGAGAAAAAAUUGAUGAACUGCUGUCUGUCUGCUGGAGUGCUUCAUUUGAGAAACUGGAAACACUGGCAAAGAAUCUCAUAAAUGAAGGGUAUGCUGUUGCUCAGCUUGUAAGCCAGCUGCAUGAUGCUGUUGUUGAGAGUGAAAAUUACAGUGACAAGCAGAAAUCUGUCAUAGUCGAGAAACUUGCGGAAGUAGAUAAAUGUUUGGCAGAUGGUGCAGAUGAAUACUUGCAGCUGGUGAGUCUCUGUGCUGUGGUGAUGCAGCAGCUAACACAGAACUCUUAAUGACUCCUGCAGCAUGGAGCAGCUUUUUGUUUCACAAGCGGCCAAGGUUCUGAGAAGCAGAGACCUGUGUACUUUUGUAUUGGGUUGGGGGUUUUUUGCAAUAAAAGGGCUGCUCAGCAGCUGGAAAAACU